This is a messenger RNA of Drosophila willistoni, 1075 nucleotides long. It is a transcript of the gene mip40, whose product is annotated as protein lin-37 homolog. The transcript has a single exon. Lineage: Eukaryota; Metazoa; Arthropoda; Insecta; Diptera; Drosophilidae. Gene Ontology annotation, cellular component: transcription repressor complex; Myb complex. The coding region runs from base 79 to 948 and encodes 289 amino acids. The record is from RefSeq and is a predicted model, not a curated record. Gene Ontology annotation, biological process: negative regulation of transcription by RNA polymerase II.
AGCAAUCAAUUUUGAUUUGAUUCCCAAUUUUCAAACAAUUCUCAAUUUUCAAUUUGAUUUGCUUCACAAUCAUACGAAAUGAAGACCCCGGUUAAGAAAUCCGCACGUGGUGGAAGCGAAAUGUCUCUGCGCCUACGUGGACACUCGAAGGAAUCAAAGACAGUGGCAGCCGCCUCUCAAUUGCAAGAGGAUGACGAUAUUGAAUCGGAUUUGCCCAUACGCGGACGCCCUUCAAAAAAGUUGUUACUCCAACAACAGCAGCAGCAACGUGCCCAAAACUAUCAGGUGAAACUACAGCCAGAAUUAAAGACUGUCCAGGCAGCCGCUGGUGCUGUGGGCAGAAGCAGCGCUGCAGCUGACACACCGCCCGCUGCCUCCUCCUCCACCUCUUCUGGGGCGACCAACUCCACAAAAACCAAGCGCUCCAAUGCCAAGAAAGUAGUCACCACUGGUGCCGCCGCCGCUGCCAAGUUGCAAAGUGAAUCCUAUGUGAUGCGCCUCUUCGAACGUAGCCUGGAUCUGUCCAAGUAUAAUGAGAAAACUCCCCUCUAUCCCAUCUGUCGUGCUUGGAUGGCCAAUCAGCCGCGUAAUCCCUUCGUCGCAUUGUACAACACUGAGGGCUCGGAGCCAGUGGUCAAGCGUGACGACAAUGCCGAAGAGGUUCUGGCCAAAUUGCAAAGCGGUGAAAUGAAGGUAUUGACCGAUAUGCCACUGGCCCGUUCCACCGAAAUGAGCAUUAUACCACCACGUCUGGAGCACAAGAACGAACCAAAGUUGCAGGAAGGCUCCUCGCGCGAACUGUUGCUGGCGGCCAACAAAAAACGUUGGAAGAAGGUUCGCAAUCAUUGGCUGAGACAUGCCCAAAAAUAUGAUCAUGAACGCUACGAAGUAAUCGAUCAGAUUGUCAAUUUAUUAUGCAAGAAGGAGAAAGCACCAGAAUACCCCUAAUCACUUGACACAUAAGAUUAAAUUUAAACUAUAAUAUUAACAUUAUGCUUUGUCUUAACUCCAUACUAAUUGUAAUCUAAGAGACUUUGGUCUUAAAUAUAAAAAGAUUAGAGAAAUGUAUAGUGAA